AUGUCCGAAUUUGCCGCAUAUCACGCCUUCGGGACCGGCUCACCGAACCCAAAUGGACCGGCAAGAAAUGACGAGCCUAGCAAAUGGCGUCCACCGGUUGCUGCGAGCCCGGCUGGCUAUCAACAAACCGGAAGAAGCCCUGCCAUCGGGCAACCGCCCAAUCAGUACGGGGGCACGCCAGCGCAAUACAACAAUACACCUGCCCAGCCUGACAGCUACUUUCCGCCUCAGCAAUCACCACCGAUGUACGGGUCGACACAGGGCGAUCAGGAUGUGAACAACUUGGCGGGUCAAAUGGGAGCCGUUGGGCUGGGGCACGAACAGGUCGUCCAGCCCAGGCACAAGAAGAAGGAUAGACAUGCCUACCACAAUCUCGAGGGACCAGGAGGAAAUGUACAAGGCUUCAAUGGCACGCCGCAGCCUGGAACACCUACACAAUACAUGGGCCAGGGUACACCUCAGGCUGGUGGAGCACAAUGGAUGGAGCCCCAGAUUACGCCUGCAAUGAGCCAGUUCCCAGCACCGGUCAAUCCUCUGUUCAGUCCUGGCAGUGUAGCAUCGCCGAUGCAGCACGCUGCACGAGUGCCUGCCCCGCCUCAUCAAUCUGGGGGGAUGGCAGUGGGAUCUGCCCAAGGCCGAGUGGAUCCCGACCAGAUACCCAGUGUACCUAGGUCGCGAGAUGCGCCUGCCAAGUACUACCUCGAACACAUAUACCCCACCAUGGAGCACCAUAUGCCGCCUCCCGCGACGGUUCCCUUCGUCGCCUAUGAUCAAGGCAAUUCCUCACCCAAGUUUGCAAGGUUGACCAUCAAUAAUAUUCCUAUAUCAGCGCAGGCCCUUGCUACGACUGCUCUCCCUCUGGGAAUGGUUAUACAGCCACUUGCGCCACAACAAGAGGGGGAGCAGGCUAUCCCAGUAUUGGAUUUUGGCGAGACCGGACCACCCAGGUGUACGCGUUGUCGAACGUACAUCAAUCCUUUCAUGCAGUUCAAGGCUGGUGGUAACAAGGUAGUCUGCAACAUGUGUACAUACCCCAACGACGUACCUGGGGAUUAUUUUGCGCCCACAGAUCACACUGGUGUAAGAGUGGAUAGACUUCAACGACCCGAACUCACGCUGGGUACGGUCGACUUCAUGGUACCCAAGGAAUAUUGGUCCAAGGAGCCAGUGGGAAUGCGAUGGUUGUUCCUGAUCGAUGUCACAGCCGAGGCUGUUAAUCGAGGCUUCUUGGACGGCUUCUGCCAAGGUGUCCUGAAUGCGCUGUAUGGCGGAUCAAAUGAGAAUGUGGAUGGAAGCGCGAACAUGAGCCGGAUACCCAAAGGCGCCAAGAUUGGAAUUGUGACAUUCGAUAAGGAGAUGCAUUUCUACAACUUGAGCCCGAAGCUGAAGACGGCCCAAAUGGUGGUCAUGUCAGAUCUUGAGGAGCCCUUCCUGCCAUUCAGCGAAGGCCUAUUUGUUGACCCCGAAGAUUCAAAGACUGCCAUCACUUCUCUGCUCACUCAGCUACCCGCCAUGUUCUCGGAGUUCAAGCACCCGGAACCAGCCCUUCUGCCAACCUUGAACUCAGCUGUUGCUGCUCUAUCAGCCACAGGCGGAAAGAUUGUUUGCUCGCUAGCAGCACUCCCAACCUAUGGUCCAGGACGACUGAUGCUUCGUGAUGAUGUCAACAUGCACAACACCGACGCCGAGAAAAAGCUUCUGACGACAGAGCAUCCCGGCUUCAAGAAGGCUGCUGAGCAGAUGGUACAAAAUGGUAUUGGUAUCGACUUCUUCCUAGCGGCCCCAAGUGGCGGCUAUCUCGAUAUUGCUACAAUCGGUCAUGUCUCUGCCGUUACCGGAGGAGAGGUAUUCUACUACCCCAAUUUCCACUCGCCAAGGGACGUACUCAAGCUGUCCAAAGAGAUCCAGCACACAGUUACUCGCGAAACCGGCUAUCAAGCGCUGAUGAAGGUUCGGUGCUCAAACGGUCUGCAGGUCUCGGCUUACCAUGGCAAUUUUUACCACCACACAUUCGGUGCUGAUCUCGAGUUUGGCGUCAUUGAUGCAGACAAGGCUAUUGGUGUCAUGUUCAGCUAUGACGGCAAGCUUGAUCCCAAGUUGGACGCGCAUUUCCAGAGUGCGCUGCUGUACACCACUGCAAGCGGCGAGCGUCGUGUAAGGUGUACUAACAUUGUUGCGAGUGUCAGCCCAAAUACAGGCGAGUGCAUGAGAUUUGUGGACCAGGAUGCAGUUGUCAACAUCAUUGCCAAGGAGGCUGCGGCUCGCAUGACCGAGAAAAGUCUCAAGGAUAUCAGGGGGGCACUGACGGAGAAGACGGUGGACAUCCUUGCGGGCUACAGGAAGAAUUUCACUGGAAACAGUCCACCGGGUCAACUCGUCUUGCCGGAAAAUCUGAAAGAGUUUGGCAUGUACAUUCUCGGCUUGAUCAAAUCAAGGGCUUUCAAGGGCGGCAAGGAGCCAACUGACAGGCGAGUCCACGAUAUGAGGAUGAUCAAGUCAAUGGGCCCAUUGGAACUUUCGCUAUACCUCUACCCAAGGAUCAUCGCGAUACAUAAUUUAGAGGCAACCGAUGGAUUUGCAAACGAGAAAGGCCAUUUGGUCAUGCCAGAAGGCGUACGAGCCUCGUUCUCCAAGGUCGAGGAGGGUGGUGCCUACAUUGUGGACAAUGGCCAAGUAUGUCUGUUAUGGCUGCACUCGCAGGUUUCGCCCAAUCUGCUCGAGGACCUCUUUGGUGAAGGCUUCAACAGCUUGAAAGCGCUUGACCCCUUCCAGUCAACACUUCCAGUGCUUGAAACCCACCUCAACGCACAAGUACGGAAUAUCCUCCAAUAUCUAGAAGGCACUCGAGCAUCCAAGGCUCUGACCAUUCAACUCGCUCGUCAGGGUCUAGAUGGUGCAGAGUACGAGUUUGCCAGACUGCUGUAUGAGGACCGCAACAACGAGGCGCAAAGUUAUGUAGACUGGCUCGUGCAUGUUCACAGGCAUAUACAGCUUGAGCUUGCGGGACAGCGAAAGAAGGAGGAUACGGGUGACGGUCUUGGAUCGACAUUCGUCGGUUUGCGCACACCUUACUGGGGGUGA
Molecule: messenger RNA, 3081 nt
Organism: Plenodomus lingam JN3
Lineage: Eukaryota; Fungi; Ascomycota; Dothideomycetes; Pleosporales; Leptosphaeriaceae
Biological process (GO): intracellular protein transport; endoplasmic reticulum to Golgi vesicle-mediated transport; COPII-coated vesicle cargo loading
Cellular component (GO): endoplasmic reticulum exit site; COPII vesicle coat
Molecular function (GO): zinc ion binding; SNARE binding
Source: RefSeq, a predicted model, not a curated record